Molecule: messenger RNA, 438 nt
Organism: Ambispora gerdemannii
Lineage: Eukaryota; Fungi; Glomeromycota; Glomeromycetes; Archaeosporales; Ambisporaceae
Source: the annotation of a GenBank genome assembly
AUGGCUUCCAAAAAAGCAAAGAAGACCGCCACCACCGCUAGUAGUAGCAAUGACCCACCAAAAGAAAUUCCAACAAAAAAAAAAGAAAAAUCUAAAGCCUCAGCUGCAAAAAAAGCCGCACUAAAAGGUACAGACGGCAAGGUAAAAAAGAAGGUCCGAACCUCCACCACGUUCCGACGUCCAAAAACACGCCGACUCGCUCGUGAACCAAGAUACCCACGAAAGUCAGUUCCACAUGCCCCACGACUUGAUCAAUAUAAAAUCAUUAGACAGCCACUAAACACCGAAUCUGCAAUGAAAAAAAUCGAAGAGAAUAAUACCCUGGUGUUUAUUGUGGACGUUAAGUCUAAUAAACGUCAGAUUAAAGACGCGGCCUAUGUUCGACUCACCACUGAUGUAGAUGCCUUGGAUAUCGCUAACAAGAUUGGAUUCAUUUAA